Molecule: messenger RNA, 1345 nt
Organism: Pogonomyrmex barbatus (red harvester ant)
Lineage: Eukaryota; Metazoa; Arthropoda; Insecta; Hymenoptera; Formicidae
Product: putative ribosome production factor 1
Biological process (GO): maturation of LSU-rRNA; maturation of 5.8S rRNA
Cellular component (GO): preribosome, large subunit precursor; nucleolus
Molecular function (GO): rRNA primary transcript binding
Source: RefSeq, a predicted model, not a curated record
AAGUCAUCUAGUAAUGUCAGAAUAUAAUUAUUCACAAUGUUGGCGGCAUUGGCGUUCACAUGAAUUACAUGCGAGCCGCUUGUGGAAAAGUAAACACGUGGAUCCUCAAAAGGAUUGAUAGGUUAGAAACGCAGAUAUAUAUGUACGCUCUUGAAUGUACACAAUUUUAAUAGAAAGUGCUACAAGAUGAAGAAAAAUUUGCGGAAAAAUUUGCGGGAAAAUCCUCUCAGUCGACGGAAAGAAAAAAAUGAUGUGGCGGAUGAUCAACCGAGUACUUCGACGGAUAAAACUUCAAAAGUUUUGCUGCCAUCCGACAGUAACUUCAAUCACAUCAAAUGCAAAGCAUUGAGAUAUCAAAAAUGCCAGGAAUUGAUGAAGGAACGAGCGAAGGCGAAGAAAGCAGCGAGAAAAGCAAGGAUACAAGAGGAUGCUCCGAAACAGACGCCACAUACUAUAGAGAGUCUGCGAGAGAAGGAUGAGACUAUGAUAAUAGGUGAUCUGGACGAUGAGGCAAAUCAGGAAAUCAAGGCUGAGUUUGAACAAGAUGAAUUCGCUGCCUAUUACAAGCAGGAAUAUGAACCCAAAGUGCUUAUUACAUAUGCCGAUAAUCCAAACAGAAAGACAAGAAUCUUUGGCAGAGAGCUUACGAGAAUAAUACCCAACUCUAUUUCAUUGUACAGAAAUCGCUCUGGUGUUAAAAAGAUGGUCAAGAGUGCUACUGCCAGAAAUUUUACAGACAUAGUAAUUGUUAACGAAGAUCAAUGCAAGCCAAAUGGCCCUACUGCACACUUCAAACUCAGCAAUGUUAAAAUAACGACGGAUUUGAAGCGGAGCCAUAAAGAAUUCACAGAACACAGACCAGAAGUUAUUCUUAAUAAUUUUACUACGCGCUUAGGUUUUACCAUUGGCAGAAUGUUGGGAGCAUUGUUUCAUUAUCAGCCAGAAUUUAAAGGAAGGAGAGCAGUGACGUUCCACAAUCAAAGAGAUUAUAUAUUUUUUAGACAUCAUAGAUACGAGUUUAAUCUCCAGACUGGAAAACCGAGAUUGCGAGAAUUGGGUCCACGAUUUACUCUGAAAUUAAGAUCGUUGCAGCAUGGAACAUUUGACAGUAAAUAUGGCGAUUAUGAGUGGAUUAUCCAAGGCCGCAGACACGACAUGGAAACAAGCAGAAGAAAGUUCUUUUUGUAAACUUUAUGUAUUAGAAUUAUUUUUGACAGAUAAAUUCAUUGAAAAAGAUUGAUCAUUAUUAUAUGCCAAAUAUGUAAAUAAACUUUAUUAACUUCGUACAAAAAUAAGAAUGUAUAUCACAACACUUAUAAGAAUAGAGUAUUUAAUUGGUUGAAGA